Drosophila persimilis is the source of this 2621-nucleotide messenger RNA. It is a transcript of the gene Nup107, whose product is annotated as nuclear pore complex protein Nup107. The record is from RefSeq and is a predicted model, not a curated record. Gene Ontology annotation, biological process: regulation of DNA-templated transcription; mRNA export from nucleus; post-transcriptional tethering of RNA polymerase II gene DNA at nuclear periphery. The coding region runs from base 53 to 2572 and encodes 839 amino acids. Lineage: Eukaryota; Metazoa; Arthropoda; Insecta; Diptera; Drosophilidae. The transcript is spliced from 2 exons. Gene Ontology annotation, molecular function: structural constituent of nuclear pore. Gene Ontology annotation, cellular component: nuclear pore; nuclear pore outer ring.
UAUUUUUGUGUUGAUUUGAUUUAACAAACAGCAAAUAAGUUUGCAACCGACCAUGGCCGACAGCCUAUUCCGAAUGAGUAGCAGUGGAUUGCUGCGAACGAGUGCGAAUAGCUCUAAUUUACAGAAGACUCUAUCCCGCUCGAUGCGUCCCGAAAACAAUGUGACGACAUUGAGUGAAACGCUAAUGGACACGGAUGAUUCGAACCGGGGCAGGAGCCGGAUGGAUGUCCUGUUCACCCAAUUCUUUAAUAUCCUGCAAGCGCACACCAGCGAGUCGGAGACCUUCGAUGUUUUGCUGAGCUUGUCCCUAGCGUGCAAGGCGGUCGUGGAGCAACUGCAGCUGGAAAUUGAAGAGGGAAUGGGCGGAGAGCAGGGCGCCGCGCACAGAACGGCCAGCAUUAAUUGGCUAAAGCAGGAGAUCAACACUUGGCGCUUGCUCCAUGGCAUCUACUAUGAUCGAAUAUUGGUACAGACGGAUACCCAAGCAGACGAUGAAAUGCAGGAAGGAGGCACUCUUGGAGGCAGUGAGAAAAUGGUAAUCACUCAGCUGUAUGCCAUCAAUUCCACCCUGAGGGAGUACCAGCUGGUUGUCGACUGGCUGGAGGCCAGCUACGACGGGAAGGAUGCAGAGAAUUUGCUUCACUACCACGACCGGAUGAUGGCCUGGGAGAACACGCUCUUCCAGUUAGAGAAUUUACAGGGAGUUGCGUUCGGGAAAAAGCAUGAAAUUGUCACGAGCUUGGAUCCCGAUGCUCCUGUGAGAGAGAAUCGUCCUCUGCACGCUCUAGACGAGGAAGACAAUAUGAGGUUGGGCCGCGCGAUUUUCGGGGCUAUCAGGAGAGGAAGUAUCGAUGAUGCCCUUAAGUUGUGCAAGCACUACGGCCAGACGUGGAAAGCUGCCAUACUGGAGGGAUGGAGGCUCCACGAGGAUCCAAACUUUGAGCUCGGCGGAUCCCUGGUCAACGAGAAACUGCCCAUUGAGGGAAACCCUCGUCGCGAUGUGUGGAAAAGGUGCGCCUGGCGUGUGGCCGAUUCGAACCGCUACGACGUGUUCACACGCGCCACAGCCGGCGUCUUUUCGGGACACUUGACUUCUUUAAAAGCACUGCCACACAGCAAUUGGCAUGAUCUGCUCUGGGCCCACAUCAAGGUUCAAAUCGACAUUCGUGUGGAAUCGGAGAUUCGAGAAUACUGCACGAAGCGUUAUCAGGACAUGCCCGAGGACUAUUGGAACGGAAAAAUGACAUUGGAGCAAAUUUUCGACGAACUGAAUGUAGCCAAAGAUGUGUCUGUGAAGGACUUUGCCAAGGGCCACUUGGGCAUCAUACAGAGACAUCUCAUCCUGGACACGUGUGGCGAGUUGAUCCAGCAAAUGGUGCGCUGGUUAGAGACGGACAUCAGCAAGCUGUCUUCUCACCAGCUCCGCUUUAUGGCCCACAUUGUUCUGUUCCUGCGGCAGAUUGGACGUGUCGAAAACGAAAAGAUGGCUGAAAAAAUCAUCGCUUCCUAUGUAGAGGCGUUGCUCGCUCGUGGAGAUGCCCAGCUUAUUGCCUACUAUUGUGCGCCCUUGUCCAACCGGCUCCAAGUAAAACUCUACUCUCAAUUCCUUGAAAAAGUUGAGCAGAAACGUGCGCGAGAGCUGGCCAUCGACUCUGCAUUGCAAGCGGGACUGGACGUGGAGCAGAUCACCCGCUUUACUGUGGAAAAUAUACGACACGCUCAGUAUCCACUGGGAGAUCUCGGGGAACCGCAUGCAGGAGAAAUAUCUGCUUCGGACCAGUUCAAGAUCGCUGCUCUGGAGUGGCUCAUCUUUCUGCCGGAACAGCGGAGCGAACUUCUCUGGCAAGCAUGUGCCAUGAUGCGUAUUUAUCUGGCUUCUAACAAGAUCGAGUGCAUGCGCCAAACAUUCCUGAUGGUGCCCGGCGACGUGGUCACCCGUCUAAUAGGUACUGUAGGCUCCUUGGAUAAUCUGCCCCCUCGCGAGGAGUGCAGCUUGAAGGAAUAUCUUUGCUACAAGGUCUACCUCACUGGCGUCGACAGCUUCGUUGAGUGGAAUUGCCUUUACAAGAAUCCUCCGCAGAAGCCGGUGGUCAUUGGGGCUACCAGCCAGGACAACUUCACGGAGCGGCUGGUGUGCGAGCUAAAGCAGCAGACCUAUCGCAGUGAGCUGGAAAGAUGGGAGCAGAAGGUCAAGGAGGAGGCAAAGCAGACAACGGAAGCUUUAUACAACAUUUUGACGUUCCCGGAAAAAGGCUGGCUAGUCGACCCCUUCAUCUCUAAGGAGCCGGCAAAUGCUGCGCAGCUCAAUUGGGAGAAUCGACAGCUGCAGAUGGAAAAGCUGCGCUCCAUCUGUCUGCCCGAGAUCGCACUCCUCCUUCAUGAAGUUAUGUCUAAGUCCGGAGACCUUGUUGGCUGUGUGCGCCUGGCAGAUGAAUUAGCCAGCGAACAUCGUCAGCUUUACAAAGUCUACACCAAGCACCAGAUGGCCGAGCUGCUCUCCAAGAUUGCCGACACUUCCCUGGAGCUGCUCAACUCGAAACUGGAUCCCUGGGGCUACCCCAUUACCGUCUAGAAGUUCGAAUUCGAUUUGUUUGCGAUAUAUAUCUAAUUUUAAACGUUUA